Molecule: messenger RNA, 1281 nt
Organism: Prorocentrum cordatum
Lineage: Eukaryota; Dinophyceae; Prorocentrales; Prorocentraceae
Source: the annotation of a GenBank genome assembly
AUGGCAAAGAUGGCUGCGGGAUCAUGCUCGGAGGCACCGGAGCCGGUGCUGCGAGGCGCGGCAGGGGCGCGCGCUUCGGCUGACCGCCUCGUCUCCAAGCUGCUGGCCGAGAUCGGCCGACUUCGAGCCCAGCUGGGAGGUGGCCAGGCCUCAGGCGCGGUCGCUGUGGAGGUCGCGCGCCGCGAGGCCCUGGCCCGCCCUGCGCUCACGGCCAGAGUUUGCGGUCGUGAGGAACCUCACGCGGACCGGUUGGUGAGGAACGUCGCGCUCCACGCCAAGGUGUGCCCUUCUGCGGGGGCGCCAAUGGCGGCCUGGCGGGGCGCGCAGCACGGCCCUCGGUUGGGGGCCGACGGCGGCGCGGAGCUGUGCGACUUUGGCGCCGAGGACCUCAUUCCUUCUAUUCGGGGCCUCUUCCUAGACUUCCCGCGGGAGUCGCCGCCUCUCCCCAUCACUGGUGGUGUCGUGUGGCGCGCGGAGGUGCUGGAGGUGUUCCUGGCGCUGAGUAUUUGUGAACAUUCUAUUUGUUCUCCGAGUUCGUGUUUGAGUGUUAAUGCUGCUACCUUCAUUCCGCAGGAGCCCUCGCCCCCAUCGGAGACGGGCACGCUGCUGCGCGCGGACGCCGUGGCCUUCAUACCUCAGGGAGCUGGCUGGGAGCCUAUUGCUCGGGGCACGCGCUGCUCCUGCGGCUCCGUGGCUUUCUCGAGCACCGCCGAGCCCGUGGAGGACUUCAUCAGCGCCCGCGAGCUGGAGCUGGUCAAGUGGAGGACCUACCUGUCGGAGCGGGCCUUGCACGUGCGGCCGCAGCCCUUCGUGCGGAGGCGGGCUAGACUGGACGUGGCGGCCUUCAUCAGGGAGAGAGUCAGCGCCGCGGGCGCCUACGUUGUGAGGCUGUGCCUCGGGGGCCGCUGGCGCUCCGUGCUCGUGGACGACCGCCUGCCCUGCCUCGGCGGCGCCGGGUUCCACACGCAGCUCGCCUUCUGCGUGACGCGGCGCUCGCAGCUCUGGGCCACGGUCGUCGAGAAGGCGCUGGCCAAGGUGUGCGGGGGCUACGGCGCCUUGUGUGGCGGGGAGUCCGGGGACGCGCUGACGCUGCUCACAGGCUGGCCCUGCGAGAUCGUCCGCCUGGGCGAGGGCGCGGACCUCGAGGAGGUCUGGGCCAGGCUGCGGUCGGCGAGGGAGGCCGGCUUCCUCAUGACGUGCUCAACGAUGGACGCUGGGGCGCCGUCGCUGCUGCCGAACCACGUCUACGCGCUGCUGGACGUCUGCGACCUGGGCACGGCG